Messenger RNA from Peromyscus leucopus (white-footed mouse), 1672 nucleotides. RefSeq names its product Rho family GTPase 1 (gene Rnd1). Bases 149 to 847 code for a protein of 232 amino acids. The record is from RefSeq and is a predicted model, not a curated record. Gene Ontology annotation, biological process: small GTPase-mediated signal transduction. NCBI's taxonomy places the organism in Eukaryota, Metazoa, Chordata, Mammalia, Rodentia, Cricetidae. Gene Ontology annotation, molecular function: GTPase activity; GTP binding. The transcript is spliced from 5 exons.
GGGCCGAUCGGCCUCCGCCUCAGUUGGAGGCACGCAGGGAACCGGCAUCCAGCGUCCCUGUGGAUACUUCACAGGCGAUCUCCUCCUCCUUCCUCCUUCCUCCUCCUCCUCGCUGAACCCGGGCCCGCGUCCCUUGGAGGCUGCAGCCAUGAAGGAGAGACGGGCGCCGCAGCCGGUGGUGGUCAGAUGUAAGCUCGUGCUGGUGGGGGACGUGCAGUGCGGGAAGACGGCGAUGUUACAGGUGCUAGCGAAGGACUGCUAUCCCGAGACCUAUGUGCCUACCGUGUUCGAGAAUUACACAGCCUGUCUGGAGACCGAGGGCCAGCGAGUGGAGCUGAGUCUCUGGGAUACUUCAGGGUCUCCUUACUACGACAACGUCCGUCCGCUCUGCUACAGCGACUCAGAUGCAGUGUUACUGUGCUUUGACAUCAGCCGUCCAGAGACUAUGGACAGCGCGCUCAAAAAAUGGAGAACAGAAAUUCUAGACUAUUGUCCCAGCACCCGGGUUUUGCUUAUUGGCUGCAAGACAGACCUGCGAACAGACCUGAGCACUCUAAUGGAGCUUUCCCACCAGAAGCAGGCACCCAUCUCCUAUGAGCAGGGCUGUGCAAUCGCCAAGCAGCUGGGCGCAGAGAUUUACCUGGAGGGCUCGGCUUUCACUUCAGAGAAGAGUAUCCACAGCAUCUUCCGGAUGGCAUCCAUGGUGUGUCUGAACAAGCCCAGCCCAGUGCCCCCGAAGAGCCCUGCCCGCAGCCUCUCCAAGCGGCUGCUGCAUCUGCCCAGUCGCUCUGAGCUCAUCUCUUCCACCUUCAAGAAGGAAAAGGCCAAGAGCUGUUCCAUCAUGUGAAGUUGGAGCCAGAGGCGGGGGAGACAGCCCCCCACUUCCUCCCUUGGGGUGCAGAGGCACGGGGAGAGGGAGGAUGAGACAGUCGAAGACACCGAAUGUGACUUUUUCAGAUGGCCACAGUGGGGGCUUAGGAGACAGGAAGGGGACGGGAGAAGAAGCCAGGCCUGGCAGGAGGGCCUGACGUUAAGCAAGAACCAUCAUACCCCAAGCCAGGCACUAGGCUGGGGGACGGGGCAGGUGCCCCCGUAUCCCUCUAGGCCAGAGGAAGGAAGAGUGUUGGGGGGGCGGGGACGUGCUGGCCUCACCUUGAGCAUCAUGCCUCUUCCACACAGCGUUCCCACGCAGGCUGGGGACGGGAGGGGUCCUUGAGCCCUCCCCUUCCCCUUUAAGAAGUGGCGGCCGGGGGCUGGACAAUGGGAAGGCCCGGAGGCAGCUCCCUUGGGGGCUUAGCCCAGGUGCUUUCUAACCGAAACCAGGAGGACAAGGGCUGCAGAGAGCUGGUAGGGAAAACCUCAUCUUCGCCUAGCCCAUGCAUCGUGGAGAGGUGACACCAUACAUUCACAUGCUUCUCACUGAAGUCCCCAGGGCCCGAGGGAGAAGCCCCAGACCCCCUUCUCUUGCAGAAUGUGGGGGUGGUGGUGCUGCAGGGAAGGACUGACGGUGGCGGCCAGACUUUCCUGCCCUUAGGGCGGUACAGUUGGCGUUUGUUUUAUAGACUCUUGUCUUUGGAACUGGGGGGAGGGGGGAGUGUUCCAAUCUGUUAUAUGUUCUGUGUUUAAAAGAAGAAAACCUAUUUAUUAAUGAAAUAUAACAUAUGAAGAAGAA